Molecule: messenger RNA, 1617 nt
Organism: Aspergillus wentii DTO 134E9
Lineage: Eukaryota; Fungi; Ascomycota; Eurotiomycetes; Eurotiales; Aspergillaceae
Product: Zn(II)2Cys6 transcription factor rglT
Exons: 3
Coding region: 102-1382 (426 amino acids)
Biological process (GO): positive regulation of transcription by RNA polymerase II
Cellular component (GO): nucleus
Molecular function (GO): zinc ion binding; DNA-binding transcription factor activity, RNA polymerase II-specific; sequence-specific DNA binding
Source: RefSeq, a predicted model, not a curated record
AGAAAGAAAAAGGAAAGAUCCUAUUUGCGCUGGAGCUUUGCUGUUGAUGUCCUUAUUAACUGCAUUUGUUUCAUCUAUCCUGGUCCAGUUAUAUUCUCAGGAUGCCAUGCACUGACCAGGGGUGGAACCCACCCCUCCCUCCUUCAAUCGCCAAUGCUAGUAAUGAUACUACCCCAGUGCCGUCCCUGAAACGACAUGCUGCUUGCGAUGAAUGUAGAAAACGAAAGUUGAAAUGCUCGGGCGAAUCCAAAGGUUGUAGUCGUUGCAUCAAGCAGUCUCUCGCCUGUCACUACUCAAUACAAAAGCAAAUGGGACGACCACCCAAGAAACGAAUGCGAGAGGACGACGAUGAGGAUCCAUUGAGGGUCUCUGGCAAUGAUAGAUGGACGGAUUUCGAUAAUAAUAAUCAAUUCACGCCUUUCCACGUCGGAACAGACCCUACUACCACCACAUCAGAAGCCUUCGGUUUGUUUCCUCAAGUAUAUUGUGCCCCAGUUAGAAGACAAGAAGCAAACCUUUUAUCUGCGGAUGACGAGCAUAACCAUUCUUGGCAACCAGAUCAUCUGGGAAUGAAUUUAAAUCCAAUUCCCGCAACGAGUAGCCCAUGGCCCGAUUUUUCAAGUGUGUCCGCGGCAACCUCCAAUCCGUUCACAAUGCCAGCGAGCUUGCAAGAUAUGCAGUCUCUUCCUAUGACACCUUCUUCCAAUACGGAUUCUACCGACUCCAGCAACGCUCAGUGUACAUGUUUGUCAUAUCUAUAUCUAUGCCUCAGCCAUCUUUCCUCACUUGCCCCUUUUCCGAUCUCACAACACACAAUAUGCUCGUUAUUCAUUGCUGCCAAGACAGCCCGGGAUGUCAUCCGUUGCGAAGCAUGUCCAAAGAAUUUUGCCACGGGCAUGCAAAAUGUCAUGUUUACAGGAACACUCUUGAACGUUGUCGCCGAUGCUUGGUUACGCGUGUCAAAGGCCGAUGCGGUAGAAUUGGGGAAGCAGGCAGCACCGCCCUCCUACGUGACGUUUAUGGCUCAAAAGUCCCACAACCCCGCCGAAAGCUGGGCAAAAUGGCUUCGUGGGACUGUUCGAAGUGCUGUCAUUGGCGGGUCUACUGAACAGGCCGGCCGUGUCCAAUGUUCUGAUUCGCCAAAUCUGCUCUCCCUUAUCAAGGAGAUGGAGGCACGCCAGCGAAAAUGGCACUCAGGGAAGGAUUCACAUCCGUUACACCGCUCCCCUGCUUCCGACCAAUCUGAUGGCGAUUCUUGCAGUCCAUCCCAAGAAGCAGAUGAGAGAGAUCUUCUAUGUCUCCGAGUGGUUGGAAGUGCCAGAGAAGUUAUCGCUAAAUUCAAAUUCGAGCCGUCCGAGUAUCCUGAUGGGGUGAUUUCCUAAACAUGAGUGACGACGAUACAUACAUACUGCAUUCAAGCAACGAAAUUUAUGACAUAUUAGGCGUUUGGUUGAGUCAAAAUGUUAGGUGUUGCCAUUACCAGCUGAAAUAACUCUAUUUUGUUUAAUAGCUAUAUUAAUUACAACCGAGUACAGACAGUGGCUUUGCGUAUCUAUGAAUGGGCAGGGGAGGAGAAGGUUCUAGUUACUUUGCGACCUCUCCGAUGCACCUAGGCUA